Amblyraja radiata (thorny skate) is the source of this 4917-nucleotide messenger RNA. RefSeq names its product mitogen-activated protein kinase 4. Lineage: Eukaryota; Metazoa; Chordata; Chondrichthyes; Rajiformes; Rajidae. Gene Ontology annotation, biological process: protein phosphorylation. The record is from RefSeq and is a predicted model, not a curated record. The coding region runs from base 785 to 2521 and encodes 578 amino acids. The transcript has 7 exons. Gene Ontology annotation, molecular function: MAP kinase activity; ATP binding.
GAGAGCCGAGUUGACGUCACGCCGCGGCGCUGUGCCUGGCGCUGUCCCGCCGCUCCGGGCUCGCUUCGUCUCCUCAGCCGCAGGAGGGGAGCGGGUCGGUCAGGCAGUCAGUCAGUGGCACCGGGCGCACGGCACCCGGCAGCAGAGUAAUUCACCCUCUGAAGCGGCAAAUGACAAAUCCGCAUCGGCCACAGGGAUUACACCAACGGGAUUUCUUUGAUGAAGAUGUCUUCUUCAGCUCUGUCUGCUGUGGCUAUUUCCUGAAGGCACAGCCAACUUGGAAUAUAACAACAAGAUGUAGAGUGUCCAACAAUCCUUCGGCAAGAGGAGGAUCUAAAAUAGCCAUUUGACAGAUGGCAACCAUGGGAGGAUUGCUUGCAUUGUCACAUACUCUGAUAAGUUGCCAGCUGUGGGCGGGUCCACCAAAGAAUCUUCUCUGAGGAGAAGAUUUGGAGUGGAUUAAGGCUAAACUGUUACUCUAACACAACAGAAACAAACGGCAAUAAAAAUCUCAAGGAGCCGUGAAGUACAUUUAUAGAACCCACUGUUGAACAAGACAACCAUGUGUCUGCUCUGCUUUGUAUAGCCCUGUGGGAAUUCUUGCAGGCACUCAACAUCCCAGGAAUAUCAUCCAAAGCCAUGCCCACCAAAAGUUAAUUCUCUUCAGCUGAGUAUCGUAUAUUUUGCGUAACUGUUCAUUGGAAAAAUAAUCCAAUAUUUUUAAAAGGCUUCUGGAUGAAAAUAACCCUUAACCUCCACUGUGAAAUAAUUAUUCACCAGGGAAAUGGCAGAAAACUUUGACUGUGCCUCCCAAGUCCAUGGCUUUGAUCUAGGUGCACGUUACAUUGACUUGCAGCCUUUGGGGUACGGCGCCAAUGGUUUGGUAUUUGCGGCAAUAGACAGCCAAAGCUACCGCAAAGUUGCAGUGAAGAAAAUCACUAUUAGUGAUGCUCAAAGUCUAAAACAUGCUCUGCGGGAAAUCAAAAUUAUCCGUCGAUUGGAUCAUGACAACGUAGUAAAGGUCUUUGAGGUUCUUGGUCCCAAGGGAAGUGAUAUACCUCAAGAUGUUUAUAGGUUGAGCAUGGUGUAUAUAGUGCUAGAACAUAUGGACACUGACCUUGCUCGCCUUUUGGAGCAGGGACCCCUUUCAGAGGAGCAUGCUAAGCUUUUUAUGUAUCAGCUACUUCGAGGACUUAAGUACAUACACUCAGCCAACAUACUGCACAGGGAUCUAAAGCCUGCCAAUAUCUUUAUCAAUACCGAAGACCUUGUGUUGAAGAUCGGGGACUUUGGAUUGGCGAGGAUUGUGGACCCACAUUACUCACAUAAAGGUCAUCUUUCGGAAGGUUUGGUAACAAAAUGGUAUCGAUCUCCACGUCUCCUUCUGUCACCGAACAAUUACACCAAAGCCAUUGACAUGUGGGCUGCAGGUUGUAUAUUGAUAGAAAUGCUGACUGGAAAGAUGUUGUUUGCUGGUGCACAUGAGCUGGAACAGAUGCAGUUAAUUCUGAAAACAAUUCCUGUUUUCCGAGAAGAGGACAAACAAGAAUUGCUCCGUGUCAUGCCCGCCUACAUCAACCCAAAGUGGGAGGUAUCAAAACCCCUAAGCGAUCUACUUCCUGAAGGAAAUGCAGAAGCUAUCGAUUUCCUGGAAAGGAUCUUGACAUUUAACUCUAUGGAUCGAUUAACUGCUGAAGAAGGCCUAGCACAUCUCUUUAUGAGCCCUUACUCCUGCCCACAAGAUGAACCAAUAUCUCAGCAUCCUUUCAGAAUCGAAGACGAGAUAGAUGACAUCCUGCUGAUGGAAGCGAGUCAGAGCCAGAUGUCUAACUGGGAGAGAUAUCAUGAUAGCUUCUCUUCUGACCUGGAGUGGCUCCGGGACAAAUAUGGAGACAUGGAUGAAGUGCAGCGAGAUCCAAGAGCUAUGUCCAAAGCUGUAGCAGAGGAUGUGCAGAUCGACCCACGUAAAUAUUCACAGAGUAGCUCGGAGAGACUCCUGGAGCAGUCUCACACGUCAAUGGAUCGAAUGUCUGAAAUGGACUAUGGACGAUCGUGCGAUUAUAAAAUCGGAUCGCCCUCUUACCUGGAUAGACUAUUGUGGAGGGAUAACAAGCCCCAUCAUUACUCCGAACCCAAACUCAUUCUGGAUUUAUCUCACAGGAAAAGAACAGCAACGGCCUCGUGUGUGGCUGUUUCGCUGGAUGAAGGGAAAUCUGACCUCCUUUUGAAAGUCUCAGAUUAUAAGAAUGGCAGUCCUUUAAAAAUUGAUUGCUCCAGCUCAUUGCCAAACAUUCAGGAAAGGAGUCAGCCAGCAUCGCCGCGCACUCUGGCAUCUUCAGAAAUAUCAAGUGGAGGAGGCUCACAAUUUGAUUUUGAUGUCUUCAUAUCCAGAGCUCUGAAACUUUGUGGGAAACAAGAAGAGCUAGCCGAUAAUAAAUUGAAUGAUUUGAAUGGCACUUGCAUGUCAGAACAUGCCAAUGAAAUAGUCCAGGCAGAAAUCAAUGAAAAAGAAAGAUGGUAGAAUACAGCAUUAUUGGAUAUUAUUGGAGCUGCUGCAUUGGGGUGUCAGUUUAUAAAGAUGGUGUCUCAACAAACAAGUAGAAUAACUUAAUGGAAAUUAAACUGGAAAAUUAAUUCUUGGGGGUGUGGGCUGUUUGAUCCAUUCCAACCAAGAAUCACUGCUUCAUUCAUUUGCAAGGUAGCUGUAGUAAACACUGAUGACCUGCUAAACCUGGGAUGAUUAUGACACAAUUUCAGCAAAAAUUAAAGCUCAUAUUUUUUGUGUAUUUCCAGGCAAUGAAUUUGUCACUGUGUACUGAUAGUUUCAAUUAAUUUGCCUGAAAAAUCGAUAACUUUAUGUGAUGCAUGUACAUACAGGUUACAUUUUAGGUUGAUACUAAUGAAUUAGGGGCAAUACCAUGGAUGUUGUGACAUUUUUCUUUCAAAGGCUAAAUUAUUUUUUUUACUAUUUGAUGCCUUGUUCAUUUGCUCUGCCCAAUUCUAGCUUUCUGCCAUGUUUUUGUGUGUGAAAUUGCCCAAUUGGAAUAUUUCCAUUUGCCCCAUAUAACAUCUCAACUUCUUUGGGUUAAUUGUAAUCUUUGAGUUAGAAUUUAUUUCCCCUUUAUCACAAAUGCAAUUUAUACAGAAUCCUGAUGGGAUUUUAGCUGGGCAUGGUAUUCGCUAAAGAUGCUAGCCUCAAUGAAAUCUGAUGGGACAGAAUUAGUAGUUAUUUUCUAAAUAUAAAAUAAUAUUUUUGGAGAGCCAGGAGAUAUUCCAUGUGCACGAUGUGGGCUGCUGUAUCCCAGGCUUUCCACUUCAAUGACUGAAUCUCUAUAUCCCCAACUUUUACAUUAUUGGAUUGGCAGCUUUAAAAGUGCCAAAGUAACUUCAUUACCCUGUCAGAGAUUUAACCACGGUGUCUCUGGAAGGCCCAAUUUAGCAGUCAACUGCCCAGCCAGGAGUUAAAAUCUAGCCUCUUGUAUGCUGUAGAUGAGAUAACAUUUUGGAGUUCUGGACUGUUACACCACCUAUUGGUGUGAAAAUCCUAUUACUACAGAGGUGAAAUUAUUUACAUUUAUUUUUUUAAGAGAGCUUGCUUAUUUCUUGGGCUGAAUAAUUAUUGUAGAAAAAUGAAACACUUCUCAACUCUGCCUUUGUGAAGCAUUCCCUUAUCAAAUAUAAUCCAGACUGAAGGCUCUGGAUUUCACAUUCUGUUCAAAGAGUACACCUUGCUUGCAAGCUCAGAAAAUCUUCUGGUAGACAAAAAUGCUGGAGAAACUCAGCGGGUGAGGCAGCAUCUAUGGAGCGUAGGAAAUAGGCAACGUUUCGGGCCAAAGCCCUUCGUCUAACUUGCACCAUGGUGAUCAUUUUCCAUUGUAUACAGCUACACAUUUUGUGACCAGUCAGAAUAUCACUUAAUGCAAAAUGGCAUGUGGACAUGUUCUGUCUCAAAGAUGAGUCGAGUUGCGACUGGUUGCACUGAAUUUAAACUGGGGCUGAGCAGCAAAAAUAAACUGCUGCAAGAUUUCUUUUUAAUACUUAAAAAGGCUAAACUGCUGAAAAUACAUCCUGAAGAUUUUCAAUCUGAUCUAAAGUGUAAUGUAAAUGCAGGUUAUUUUUCAAAAGCUUGCAGGUAAAUAUUAGGAGUGAAAAAAACUACUGAAAAUUGGAAAUAGUGCUCUCCCUGAUAAUGCCAUUAUGCCAUUUCAACAGGUACUGUAUAUUGCAGCGAAAAAUACAUUGAGACAUUUUAAUUGAUACGAGAAACUAAGUGAAUUCUGUUCAGCAAAUGUUGAAAAAAGAGCUAUUUGGCAUAAUAUUCUUGGGUCCCCUGGCCACUUAGAUGAAACUGAAAAAUAAAUAAUGUUAAAUGCGGUAAUGAAUCGAUGCAUUCAGGAAAUAAGUGUUCAAAAUGACAUGGAUAAGAUACAUGUAUUAUUGAAGGUUAUCAAGGAGACUGAACCAUGAGGACCAGGAUAGUACCUGUUCUCUCUCUUGAAUCCCUUGAGCUAGACAGUUCAAUCAAGGCAGCAAAAGAGCACUUCAACAUUAUUUCAGCAUUGGGUCCUUUUUACAUCUAGUCUUACAGUGUAGAAAGAUACGGUUCAUCCCUCACUCGAAGGAAAACAAACCCAGUCCAUCCAGUAUUUCCUAGUUAUUAAAAUGACUUUGACUAUAGUACUGGGAAGAAUAUAAAUUAUAAAAUUAGAGGUAUUUGGAGGUAAUAAAUGGGAAAAUUCAAUCUUCAUGUAUAUUGGGCAAACCAAAUUUACAUUAAUAAGGAUCAAGGUGACUUCACAAAUGUAUUCAUGAUAGAUUAAGAGAUCCGUAUAUCAAGGAUGCAAAAUGUAACAGGCUAAAUUGGAAGUGGUAUUGUGCCUUCAGGCAAGAUUAAUUAAUAACCAUGCAUUAGAGGAA